Messenger RNA from Mercenaria mercenaria, 4971 nucleotides. RefSeq lists its product as uncharacterized. The record is from RefSeq and is a predicted model, not a curated record. Bases 677 to 2128 code for a protein of 483 amino acids. The transcript has 7 exons. NCBI's taxonomy places the organism in Eukaryota, Metazoa, Mollusca, Bivalvia, Venerida, Veneridae.
ACAAAUUCGAUUUAUGUUAUUUAAGUCCUGACAAAAUUUGAUUUAGUUUGAAAGUGAAACACAGAUAGCAGAGUUAAGGAAGUUGUUAACCGUUUGUGGCGCUUUUGAAAUUAUAGCAAUUUCAAUUUUGUUUUACCUUUUUUCUAUAAAUUCAAUGACACAUAUUAUUUUAUAUCAAACUCUGUAUGAAUGAAGACUUUUACCAAAUCUGUGUACUAGUAGCUAAUACAGCUUUCAUGUUACAAUAAAGGGUAUAGAUUUUUAACUGAUGUAUACGGUGUUUAUAAACUAUUCGUAUCAGGACACGGCCAAAGGGAUGUAACUGCUUUUUUCAGUUAGCUUUUUUCUAUCACCUUUUCUCAGUUCUUCAUUUUUCAAAUUGCAUACUUGAAUGAAACGUGAUAUGCGACAAUUUGCCAAGACAAAAGAAGUUAACGCUUCUAUAGAGCUCUACCAAUCGAUAGUAAGGUUAAAUAAAUAAUAUGGAAAAAAACAAUGGUAUUUAAAUACAAAGUGAAAUUGAUAGCUUUGAUCAUGUCCGUCGUAUAUGUGUGUAAAUGUGUUACUCGUGUGUAAUUACAACAUCAUAACUUAAAAGACUGUGUGUUUGUUUGUUUUUUUAUCUGAUUACACCUGAAGUACACAUUUUGUUUUAUUGCGCUAUUUAAAUUUCAUUAUGCAUCAUCAAAUGGAUGAAUUGCAGUGGAGCAUAGAAACAUUUUUCUAUUACUUAGUUACCGAUAAAUUCAUGAUGAUUCCUAAAAUAAUGGACCUUGUCAGCAGAGAGUACAUUAAAAUGAUUCAAAGGCUAACGUCUGAUGAGAAAAGGAAUCUGUUUACCAUAGAAGCCGUGUUGAAUGAUGCCCAUCAACAAAACUGGCGACAGGCUAAACGAAAUCUUGAUGGAGCUAGACUACAAUACCAGUAUAUCAUUCUACCCUACUGGACGGAAGAGAAAGAACAACAUGAUCGGCUACAAGAUCUUCAACUGAGAGCUAAGGCUCAAAUUCAUCAGCACCACUCUAAGAAAAGAAAAAGUAAAACAUCGAAAACUGCAACAAAGGAAACGGAAAGGACAGAUUCUAAUAAGAAAUUAUCAAUGAAGCAAAGAUUAUUCUCUAAAAGCAGGGCUAGUGGUUCAGAGACUGUUGAUGAAAAUAGUAUGAAGAAAAACUCAAACGAAAAUGGAUAUGUGACAAGUAGAACUGAAAAUAUUGUAUUACCCAGCAUUAAACAAGAAAAUCAGAAAGUUUCCCAAAAGCCAGUCAAAGAAAGUGAUGUAUUGUGCACAAGGCAGUCAAAGAGACAGCAGUCAGUAAGACAGCGUGUGCUUGCUGGCAGUAAAACAAGCGACGAGGCUGAUACAAUAAGCACAAGACAGUCUUUACUUAGUGGUGUUCUGGAGAUAGGGACAACUGGUCAAGAUAUUUCUUACAUAAAUGACAGUCAAAAAAUGAAAGCUGAGAGCCCCGAUGAACCUGAUCAUUCAGACACUAUAGCAGAAAAAAUUGCCGAAGCUUUUAACGAAGUAUAUGAAUGUGAGUGGCAGGAUGCAUUUAAAGAAAUAAAGAAGUUGCAAGCAGGAAAGCAAAGUCCAAUGAAGGACAGGGAUAUAAUAAAGUGUUUGAGAGAAAUAGUUUUGAAAACGUACUCAUUUUGUACAGAGGAAUCAACAAAACAGGUUACACUGAUGGAACAGGCAUGUGUUUGCAUCAUGACCACGGGGGAACUAAAGGGCGCCCAAGAUUUCAAGUUGGUGGAUUCAGAAUAUAAGGAAUUUAUCUUCGAAUAUAGAAAACAUAUGGCUGAUGUUUCUAUAUUUCGUGUUCAAAAUAUAUUUGUGUUCAAUUACCUGGACAAAAUCUUAGAUAAGUACAGUUUAAAGAGAGCCAGCAAAUCAGCUUUAUCGGCGUACACAAAGAAAUGUGUGGAAUUGUCUUGGUGGAUGGUCGUUCAAUGUCCACCAAUCUAUUUGUUGCCUGGUGAUGAAGACGGCUUAUUUGACAACAAAAUUUACAAGCAUUACAAAAAAGGAGGAAAAUUCAAAAUAAUCGAGUUUAUAGUAUGGCCUGCGCUAUUUACUAAAGAGGGUGGACCUGUUUUGUCUAAAGGCAUUGCACAAGGAUAAAAUUCCACAAACAGCUCUACCCUUUUGACGGAAACCCAAAAGCAAUUACUGUGAAAUCAUUUAAAUUCGCUGGCAUGAAAUUUCGCGCAAACGUGGAAAAGGACUGUUUCGCGCGGGCUUUAAUUCGCGCAUUUUCAAUUUUAGAAAUGAAAAAAUAAAAUAAAAAAAUAAUAAUAGCGCGGUCUUAAAUUCGCGCAUCGGUCCAUGCGCGAAAUACGCGAAAAUUCGUCCUACGCGAAUAAAAAUAAUUUGCAGAUCUGUCUCCGUACAAGUUCACAUAUUCUUGUCUAUGAUUUUAUCUAUCCUUGUUACAAUCACAUCUUCUCAUCUUAUUAUUGUAUGAAAUGCAUGUUUCAUCCGUCGGCCUAUCCUUAAGGUGAAUGUCAGGAGGGGUCAAAAGAAUCUUGAAACAGUAUGCUGUCCUGCCUGGGUCAUAUCAUUGUAUUCUCUUAUUCUGAUUUUACUUUAACUAGUCACAAAUACUUCCCACAGUACAGUUGUGUACACUCAGUUCCAAAAGAAAGUGUGCACUUAGUUUUCAAUUAUGUUUUCUCGGUAAUUUUCAUGAAAACUUAUAAUGUUUGGUACCAAAGUUUAAAUCAGUUCGUAAACAAAUUGGUGUGCAUUUUAGAUUUUGAGUUAUACCUGAGAGUUAGUGUGUGAAAAAAUGAAACAAAAACGUCGGGGAGUUUUCUGAAAUAUUUAAACUUAAAAAGUGCACACUUUCUUUUGGAACUGAGUAUAUGUUGUGCAGAAUCUGUCGUUGAGUAGUCAAAGUCAAAGUCAAUAGGGGUCAAGAGGGCCUCAUAAAACCAGUUUAUUGGGUCAUAUUUUUGUCGACAUCAGUAUUUAAUUAUUAUUCGUGCGAUUCACGUUAUACAGCUUCCUUUACUUUAACUUUGCAGAAGAACAGCAACAUCGCAGUGUCUGUUAUUGUCAAUAUCAUUAUGUCAAACGUGUCACAGAUAUUCGCUUCCUACUCGGCCAGAUUUUGUUAUCCGCAUUAUGCACGCAUCUUCGGCCAGUGACAGUGGUUAAAAGGUUAUUGAAUAUUACAUGCUCUUUCUUCUGACGAAAUUGCGACAUUUGGAGAACAGUAUCAGUACUUCUGUCUUCAAGGACAAUGUCAGAGGCGGUCUAAAUGGUCACAGAUACUUCACUAUAACCUCUACGCAGGCUUUGAUUUUCAUUUUCAUACUGGUUUAGGAAAUAGUGUAGUCGUUGUCUGGACGCUCCGGAACAUAUAUCAUUGUCUUUGGUGAAGCAAAUCCUCCCAUCGUUUUCGUACCUAAAAUUAUUAACAUGAUGUGUGCAUGAAAUUAGCCGUACUGACAACAUACUUACUGAAAUCAGACGCACAGCAACAGAUGGUCUGACUAGGGCACUGACAACUGACGUACUGACAACAAACGUACUGAUACCAGGCGUAGUGACAACAAACAUUCUGAAAACAAACGUACUGACAACAAACGUACUGACACCAGGCGUACUGGCAACAAGCAUUCUGAAAACAGACGUACUGACAACAAGCAUUCUGGAAACAAACAUACUGACAACAAACGUACUGACACCAGGCGUACUGGCAACAAGCAUUCUGAAAACAGACGUACUGACAACAAGCAUUCUGGAAACAAACAUACUGACAACAAACGUACUGACACCAGGCGUAGUGGCAACAAGCAUUCUGAAAACAGACGUACUGAAGACAAGCAUUCUGAAAACAGACGUACUGACAAAUGCACUGACAACAGACUUACUGACAAGUGUUCUGAUAACAGAAGUACCAACAGUAGCCAUGCUAAAAAAAGAUGUAAUGAAAACAUGCCUACUGACAACUUUUUUCAUGACAUCAGACUAGUUACAACAUACUUAAUGAAAACAGGUUACUGACAUCAGACUACUGACAAGAAGCGUACUGACAAUAGACGUACAGAAGAACAGAUGCACUGAUAACAGGCGUGCUGACCACAGACUACUGACAACAGAUGUAAUGGAAACAGAUGUAUUGAUAACAGCCGUUCUAGCAACAGACUUCUGACAACAGAUGUGUUGAUUACAGACGUAUUAACAGACGUACUGAUAAUAGGUGUAUCGGAAUCAUUGUACUGACAACAGAUGUACUGACAACGAUGAAAAUGGUUUGACCCUAGAAUAAAAUCCCGAUUGCAUAGUGCGAUUGAAACACUUAUCUGUUUUACAUUUUCUGUAGUAUAUUAUUUGAGAUUAUUUGACGUUCUGUCUGUUAAUCUUAAAUGCAACAGGAAUGAUAUGACAGUUCAAAUAAAUUCAUAUUCGUUUCUCUAGCAAACCUAUGUGUUUUUCUCUUAUUUUUUGUUUUUUAAUUAUUUAUUCGUUAAAUCUUUUUUCUUCUUUUUUUGUUAUUAAUUAUAUAACAGAAUAUACACAAGAAUGAAUAAAAUCAUUGUCCAAAAUCUGGCUCAUCUACGUACCUUAAGUCCUUUUACUAAUGGCUGUGACUAAAUACAGAGUUGGUGCACCUGUGAUAUAUUACAGACUCCGGUAUAUACCGGAUUAACUAAAUUUGAAAGAAAAUAUCUUAAAUGUAUAUAUUUUGUAACCAUGGUGAUACUAACCCUAACCUCUAGUCAGUAUAUUAUGCAUUUGAUACACUAAAUGCGUGCGGACAUGCAAAAAAAUGUGUAAUUUUGCCGUGCGCUCCAAUGGAUAAUAAUUCCGCGCCUGCGCAGAACGGCUGCACCAACUCUGCAAUGAGAAACAUUCUUUACUAAUUAAGGUAGCAGAUGGCGGUUUUUUCUAGUACUUCGGACUUCCGAGCGAUGUGGCCAAGUCAGACGGCUUCCGAUAUCUUACGAGAUGCAGAC